Messenger RNA from Scleropages formosus (Asian bonytongue), 894 nucleotides. Its product is annotated as potassium channel subfamily K member 17-like. NCBI's taxonomy places the organism in Eukaryota, Metazoa, Chordata, Actinopteri, Osteoglossiformes, Osteoglossidae. Gene Ontology annotation, biological process: potassium ion transmembrane transport; stabilization of membrane potential. Gene Ontology annotation, cellular component: plasma membrane. Gene Ontology annotation, molecular function: potassium ion leak channel activity; outward rectifier potassium channel activity. The transcript is spliced from 5 exons. The coding region runs from base 1 to 894 and encodes 297 amino acids. The record is from RefSeq and is a predicted model, not a curated record.
AUGCGGCUGCCCUCCAUCCUGCUCCUGGGGUUGCUUUACGUGGCGUACGUGCUGUUCGGUGGCUUCGUCUUCUGGAAGUUGGAGGGGAGCCAGAUGCUGGACACCAUGACGAGUGUCGAGAAGGUGAGGAUCAGCUUGAUGAGGAGGCUCCCCUGCGUCGACCAGGAAGCCAUAGACAACCUGUCCCAGGUGAUCCAGCAAGCCAGCAAGAGUGGCCUGAGUCUGAAAGGGAACCGUACCAUGGAUGGGUUCUGGAAGUUCACCAGCUCUUCAGUGUUUGCUGCGACUGUGGUAACAACCAUAGGCUAUGGAAACAUGAGCCCCAGCUCCACGUAUGGCCAGAUCUUCUGCGUGUUCUUUGCUCUGUUCGGAAUACCUCUCAACGUGGUGGUGCUGAACAAGGUGGGCAAGUACAUGCUCCUCAUCGAGAUGAACUUCUGCGAAUUCAUAACGACUAAGACUGGUCAUAAGCGAUGCAUCAAGGUGGUGAUCCACUCGCUGUCCUGCAUGAUUGGGACUGUCAUAUUCUUCGUGGUUCCCAUGCUGGUGUUUUCCAUGGAAGAAGGCUGGAGCUACUCUCAGUCCAUCUACUACUGCUUCAUCACCCUGAGCACCAUUGGCUUUGGGGACUAUGUGGCAGACAGCAAUCCCGACAGAACUUACCCCGAGUGGUACGGCUGCCUCACAGCCGUGUGGAUAUUCUUUGGCUUGGCCUGGCUGGCCCUCCUCAUCAACCACAGCAUUGACAUCCUGGAGGGCAUCAACGCUCACUUCAAGCAGGAGAAAAGUCAGCCCGAAGACGGUGGAAGAAACUCAAAUGACAGGUGCAGCGAGGAGGCCGAAGGGCAUUCGGCCAAACAUGACCUUGCCGAAGACCUGGUUCCCGAGCAGUGA